Danaus plexippus (monarch butterfly) is the source of this 3002-nucleotide messenger RNA. It is a transcript of the gene tum, whose product is annotated as rac GTPase-activating protein 1. Bases 172 to 1959 code for a protein of 595 amino acids. The transcript has 13 exons. Gene Ontology annotation, biological process: signal transduction. The record is from RefSeq and is a predicted model, not a curated record. Lineage: Eukaryota; Metazoa; Arthropoda; Insecta; Lepidoptera; Nymphalidae.
AGCCGCAAGGCGUCGUUAUUCAAAUUUCUUACUAAAGAGUCGUUAGAACAUUUGGCAGUUACAAUAUAUAUUUGUAGUAUAUUAGUUUCCAAAGUGAAAAUUAAAUGGUUUAAGUGUUGAAUACGUAUAUAAUUUCAGAUUUAUUUUUAUUUUGCCAUAAUUAAAGCAAAUAUGAGCACAGAAAAUUCUGACUCUGGUAGUGGUAUAGCCCUCUCCUUGGUGGCACAAUUUGACGAUAUAAAUCGUUUGAACAGUGUUUUAAAUGAUGGAACAUCGGAAGAAUGUUUUCUAGCAUUUGUAAAACAAAUGGAAUGGGUGAGAACCCAGUGGGCCACCGCAGAGGCGGAAGCGAGGCGCUUACAGACAGAGCUUGAUGAAGCCUUGAAUAAAUUAGAAAAAUGGGAAGCGAAAUUUGCUCAUGUUCGGAAACUCCUAGACGGUGAAAAGAGAGAAAGAAAUGUAGUUAUGAAGAAAUAUAAUGAGUUGAGCAAACUCUUGGAUAUGGCUAGGGAUCUGCUCUUCAAUGACAACCGAGCGAAGCUAAAUAAUGAAACCCUACAGAAGCUGGCCUUCUUGAAUGGCACGGCACAACAGGACCAUAACGCCAAACUGAAUGGUGUACCGGAACUUAAUUCUACUGGGACACUAUUAUCCGAGAUGUCAUAUUCACGUUCGGAGGAUGAUCUCGAUCUGUCACUGGCUUCGACGCGUCGUUCCUGGGUCCAGCGUGGAGGUUGGGCUGCUCGGCCUGAUGCUCCUAAAAAAAGACGAUCAUCGACAUCGUCAGCUACUAAGACAGUGGAACUUCAUGGUGGUAAAGUGCUGGCAACUGCGACCACCACACUCACGCUUGAGAGAGCCCCCACCACCCACGACCUUAAACCACCACAGAACUUUCUUCCUAUAUCUGAGAGUAGCGAUGAAGCGCAAACCCCUCGUCCGCCCGCGCCUCGUCUGUCCCGCAAUAAACAGGAUGUGGUGCCCUCCGCGCCCCCAGAGUCCGAGAGCGCCUCUGAUACUCCGAAAGCUCGCCCUCAAAGAACUCCGUCGGUGAUGUCAGCUGUAUACGGCUCGCCCAGGGUGAGGCCGAGGCAACAUAACUUUAUAGGAAAAAACUUCUACAAGCGAGAAACGUGCGGACCUUGCGGCAAGACCAUAAAGUUUGCCAAGAUGGGUGUUAAGUGUGAGCAGUGUCGUGCGCAGGCGCAUCCCGAGUGUCGCUCUCUGCUGCCGCUACCCUGUGUGCCGCCUGGAAGAGCACUAGCGCACCAGGAGGGUAGUAUAGCUGACUUCGCACCGUCCACUCCACCUAUGGUCCCGGCGCUAUUGGUUCACUGUAUUAAUGAAGUGGAGAAAAGAGGUCUCACUGAGAGAGGGAUAUACCGCAUAUGUGCCGUCGAUAAAGACGUUAAGAGACUUAAGGAGCGUUUCCUCCGCGGCUGCGGGUCGCCGUCCCUGUCAGGUGAGGACGUCCACGUGGUGUGCGGUUGUAUCAAAGACUUUCUCCGCUCGCUCAAGGAGCCUCUCGUAUCGAGCGCGCUGUGGGCUGACUUCAUGAACGCGGCGUCGCUCGCCGAACCCAGUGACGUCACAGCCCAAAUGGUCCACGCCGUCUCCCAGCUGCCACAGCCCAAUAGAGACACACUAGCAUUCCUCGUGUUGCAUUUACAGAAGGUAUCUGAAAGUCCUGACUGUGAAAUGGGUGUUGACAACUUGGCGCGAAUGUUCGCCCCGAGCGUGGUGGGCUACGGUCUAACGACUGCUGCCCAAAUGUACACCGCUACUGAGAAGAUGUUCACUGUGAUGCAAGUGUUAUUGAACCUACCGGGCGACUACUGGUCCCAGUGGGCGUGUCCCUCUGAUGUGAGUUCGCCUCUCAAUACAAACAGACCCAGAGGAUUCUUCUUCUCCCCCGCUGAUACUGGGAUUUCAAGAAAGAAGAGAAACUACUUUCAGUAAUGAAUGACCUGAUAAUAGUUUUGUUUCCUUUGUUUCUAUUGUUAGAGACAAGUAAUGUUAACCACGAAUAUAAGUGCCUUCAUACAAAGCUUGAAUAUGUUUACAUUUAAUUCUAUAUACAGGUAGUUAAUUUUUUUAUAGGUUAUUUUAAUUUAGCAACUGCAUAAUGAAAGAUUUCGUCUAAGUUAUAUAUAAAAUGUUUGUUAAUAUGUUUAAAUAUAAUAUAAAUUAAGACUCGAUCUGGACGGAUUAUAGGAAUAGUAGGUACUUAAUAGAUUAUGUUAUUUAUGUACGCUUUGUAUGACAAUAAAAUAACAUUGUAAGUUGCCAAGUCUCUGUUAAUAUAUAAAUGUACAUAUUGAUUUAAAAUGAUAUACAUGUGUUGGGUCGUAGCUUUACUCGUUGUAUUUGUUGUAGUCGAACUGCAGACUUCUCGUAUAGUCCAUGUUUGUAGCCGAGCUGCGACACUUGUUUAGCUUAAUCGUGUUAUUGAAUAUUUCCGUUAUCGUGACGUCACGCCACCGCCUAAGAUGGUCGAUCUAGAGAAUAUUUAUCUCACACAUUCAGAGUACAAACCGAAUUGGGUCGUUUUAUUUCUUUCCGUUUUUUUUUUUUGUUAGUUUAGGAAUAUAUAUAAGUGUGAAUAAUGUUCCGCGUACAUCGUUUCUUUGGUCGGGUUAUGAUAAGACAUGUUUAAAUGUAAUCAGUAAUCGCUUUCUACUUGAUAAUAUAAUGGUAGUUUUAAGUUAAUGUAUUAUUUGUGUGGUCUAAGGCGCUUUAUAUCUACAUUAGCUUGGUUUAUAUAUGCUGAUAGAUCUCGUAGGUUAUAUAUUUAUUGAAACGCGAUGUUUCUCUCGUUGGACGUUCGUUUGCGUCGUUGUGUUAGUUGUGAAUUCCGUUUCCUUAGACUUAACAUUUUCCUAGUCACCGACUAGUGUAUGGGUGUGUGUUCUAGCUACUAACGUAGGUUAUGUUUUGUUUGAAUCGGUUGCUGUAUUUUUAGUUAUAAGGCUGUGUAUAGUAAAAUAAAACCAUAAAAAACC